AGUCACUGUUACAAAACAGGAUUCAUCUGCGAUGUCAUCAACAAAUGAAUGGCAGCCGAGUGUCAUUGUUAAAAAAGGUAGCACUGUAAUAACAGUAGUCUAACAUGUAUCUCCGUUUACUACAUUUUAGUAACGAUCUAGUUGGCGUUAGACUCUAAUUAUAAGCAAUUCAUACAUUUUCCCAACUGUACCUGAAGGCAUCUUUGUUUUUUGCGUUGGUCGUCAUCAAGGAAGCUUCGCCUGACUAUAUCCAGCACUCACACAGACGAAUGUAUUUAUCCGUUGAAGGGAGAUGUCUGCUCUGUCUUCAGAGAUGGAGUCUCUGAACUGCGUCAUAUGCCUGGACCGUUUCAUGAUCCCGGUGACAAUCCCCUGCGGCCACACCUUUUGUCAUAAGUGCAUCACCAUCCACUGGGACACCAAAAGCAAGUCCCAAAUCGGACCCCAGUGCCCGAUCUGCAAUGAGAAGUUUGCCACCCGGCCCGUUCUCAAGCGCAACGUGUCCAUGUCGGUCCUGACCGAGGCUGCGAACAGCGCGGGCCCCUCCUGUCCAGAGUUGCUCAUGAGGGGGGCCGAAGGGACCAAGCUGCUGUGCGACCGCCAUAAAAAACCUCUGGUUUAUUACUGCAGGCAUGACAAGAUGUCCGUGUGUUGCGAGUGCGGCAUCUCUGAAUGCGUGAACCAUGAGAAGGUCAUGCUGGAGGAGGAAAGGGGUGCCCAAGAGCUGCUGCUGAAAAGGAAGAGGGAGGAGGUGGAGAAACUCACCGAGGAGACGCAGAAAAGUAUUUCGGACAUGGUUGAGAAUAUCGUCCAAGCUAAGGUGACUCUUCAGCAGACUUCUACCUGGGUCAGUGUCAAGUUCUCCUCCCUGAUUAAAAUACUGGUUGAGAAGCAGGAGGCUACAGAGCUCUUUGUUGAGGGGCAGAGAGAAGCUGCCGUCGCCGAGGCGGAGGCGAGGCUGGCUGAACUCGAGGAGCGCUCCCGGAUACUCCGAGAGAGCCAGGGACAGAUAGCAGCUGUGCUUGUCCUCUCUGAUACAGAUCUCAUCAAGAGAUCAAUGAUCCUCGAAGUUCCACGUUUCAAAGAUAUUCCCACAGACGUCACGCCGAACCUUCAAGAUCGACUGACCGGGGUCACCGACGUCCUGUCCAGAGUCUCUAAGCUGGUGUUUGAGGACCUGGAGAAAGCUGUGAGCGCCGCUGUGGGUCCGGACGAAGACGGUUCUCCUCAGGAUAAGAGGCCGGUCCUAGCUGUCGUUCCCAGUCCAGCUGCUCCGUGCCACCCGGGUGGGAAGGAGGGCCUCAAUGCUUACCGGUGCUCUCUGACCUUUGACCCCUGCACGGCCAACGGGCACCUGUUUCUCUCCCAGGAGGACCGCAGGGCGGAGCACCUGACCUCUGGGCCGCGCCCCGUUCCGGUCCAUGAAGCGCGCUUCGAUCACACGUGGCAGGUGCUCUGCUUACAGGGCUUCACUCGUGGACAGCACUACUGGGAGCUGGAGGUGUCCAAGCCCUGGGCCUACCUGGGGGUGACCUACGAGACCAUCCCCAGGAAGGAGAAGGGCAAGAGGUGCAUGGUGGGUAUGAACGAGCUGUCCUGGAGCCUGCAGCUGGACGAGCAUCAGCUCAGCGCCUGGCACAACGGCCGGCGGGAGACUCUGGCCGGAGCCUCGCAGCACGGCCGCAUCGGCAUGCUGCUGGACUACGAGGCGGGCACCCUCACCUACUACGGAGACGGGCAGACCAGGCUGCACGCGUUCCACUGUGCCUUCAGCCGGGAGCUGUUCCCCGCCUGCUGGAUCGGCGAGGGGGUCAGCGUCACCCUCUGCUCCACAUGAGCGGACUCACAAAAGGGAACGUGAAGAAGAAGAGGAAGAAGGGAGCUCGGUAAUAAUACGCACUAUCAAACAAAGGCACUAGCUGACUCGGCAUAGAGGAUCCCCCUGAAACAUUUAGGUUUUAUAUUAUUUUCUUUUCCUUUUUCUUCUCUUUACAAUGACUGCCUUCCGAUAAUGUUUGAAGCAGAAGAACUGAUUAUAAUCGGCCGUGUCCUCAAACUGUCCACCUGGCUUCGACCUGUUACACAAUUACAGCAAAGGAACUGGUCCUAAAGAGCCUAAUGCUGCGAGUAGAUUACAUACAAAGGCAAUAUUAAUAUUAUGAACCCAAACACGAGGGCGUUUGAUGUUCCGACGUUUUGUGGGACUUCCACGGCGUGUACAAAGCAGAACUCGUGGUUAUUUCUUCCAUGGUGGAUGGCAGAAAUGCUAACUGUUUCUAUGGAGAUAAGCCACUCCUCCUCUCCGGCGUGUCUAGCGCGAAGGCCGCGAAUAACCACAAAUAGUGGAAAAGUCGCUUGGCUUUUGGUGUGAACGCACCAUUAGUUAUUUUUUAAGGAUGGCAAUACUUCAUAGUGAAGAUGAAAUAACCCUCAUCUUUGGAUAGACGUCUGCUUUUCCCGGAGGAAAAGCCCAAACUCCUCAACUCAGUGUGUCAGACUGUUACUACUUCCACUACACUAAACUGAGGUUGUAUUGCAAGGCAGUACACAUUUAUUACAGGCGUCUCCUACAGUGGAAUCAGUUCUUCCUUUGUGUUGCUUUUAGACUGCUGGACUCCUGAGGGAUAUUUGGUGACCGGGUGACUUGUUGCACUUGACUGUUUUACUGUGCCUGACUGGUCACCUCGAAAGAGAGUUGGACGAGAAGAUCAAGACCAGGUCGAUAAGAAGCUACAGCCGGUUAGCCUAGCUUAGCAUGAAGACUGAAAACGGCUACGCUGGCUCUGCUCAAGGGAAUGAAAUCUGCAUACCAGCACCUGUAAAGCCCACUAAUUAACGUGUUACCUGGCAACCAGUGGGGACCAAAGGAAGUCAAAUAAAUAGUCCCCAGCAUUCCAUAAAACAUAGUUUUUUUUUACCCCAUGGAUUCAAAUCGGUGCUGGUUGGUGACUUGUUACCUGUUUGGACAAAGCAAGGCUGUUUCCAGUCUUGAAGCUAAGGUUAGCUGUACAUUUAUACUGGGCAGACACACAGUCAGAGCAGUCUAAGAAAAAGCCAGAGACCUUUUUUGCAUUGCUGUUAGAAGCCAUUUGUUGAUAACAAAUAAUAACUUAAUACAUCGCCCUUGCUGUCUGGAAAUUCUGGUUGUACUUGAAUUUUUAAAAUGUUAAAGAUGAUCAAGGGUGCACAAACCUUUCACAGCCUUUUUUUCUUCUUCUUUCUUUCUCCCACAGCUUUUGUUCCUGGGCAGAAUUCACCCACGGAAGGAUAUGAGCCAGUUGAUCAUGUUGUGCGUACGGGACGAUAAGUCACUGCUGGAUGUAGUGAAUAUAAUUCAUUUUAUUAGGCACUGCACUGCCCCCCCCUCCCUUGUACCGUGAGCACCGUAGGUGCCACCAAACCGUGGGCUGGACAUUACUACUGAGACUACAGAACUGAAAAAUGGAAUAACUGUUUUUCUCAUCUUGGGAUUUUAGCAUGAAUGCACAUGCAAUUGGCCUGUACAGUUUUCAACCUUUUAAUGCUGACUGUUGUGAUGGAAUCUGCUGUACUGUACAAAUAUUUUUUUUUAAAUGGGCUUUUGGCCUUUUUAAAAAAAAAAGAAGAAAAAAAAUGAUGAGCACUUGAGAGAAUAGCUGUGACCUUGAGACACUCCAGGCUCAGGACAUCAUGCAUCAGUAUUUGGGAAAGCUGCUGUGGAUUUGCACAAGUUGUCCAAGAACACAAACUUCUAAGAAAGGGAAAAGCACAUUUCCAGGGCUGUUUGAGCCUCAUGACAUGAAGCAUAACCUCUAGAAUAGGUGUACGUUACGUACGCUCAUGCACCAUGCUGUGUUUAAGUGAUUGAAUACCCAUCAAUUUGUGAUCGAGCGAUGCUCGGUGUGGAAAUAAAAAGGCAAAGAAAGUUGUUUUUGUUCAUGAAUCAAGAUCCAUUUAAUAAAAUCCAAUCCAAUGCAUACAUGCAUCAGUUGA
Messenger RNA from Cyclopterus lumpus (lumpfish), 3972 nucleotides. Its product is annotated as tripartite motif-containing protein 65-like. Gene Ontology annotation, molecular function: protein binding. The coding region runs from base 293 to 1837 and encodes 514 amino acids. The transcript is spliced from 8 exons. Lineage: Eukaryota; Metazoa; Chordata; Actinopteri; Perciformes; Cyclopteridae. The record is from RefSeq and is a predicted model, not a curated record.